GGAAGUGAUCAGUGAAGAACAUGGGAUCGAUGCAACAGGCAUCUAUGAGGGAGACAGCAAGCUCCAACUGGAGAGGAUCAACGUCUACUUCAAUGAGGCACAUGGUAAAAGAGGACAUGUCGACCGCAACAUGCUCAAUUUACAGCAAAUAAUUUCUUCCUAAUUAGUGUUGUUUCAUGAGCUGGUCACAAAUUACCCGUCUUUCAGGUGGAAAAUAUGUUCCCAGAGCCCUGCUUGUCGACCUGGAGCCCGGCACCAUGGACAGUAUAAGAGGAAGCCGCAUUGGGCCCCUUUUUCGGCCAGACAAUUUCAUCCAUGGGAACUCGGGAGCUGGGAAUAACUGGGCGAAGGGCCACUACACAGAGGGAGCAGAGCUGGUCGACCAGGUGGUUGACAGAGUGAGGACCGAGAGUGAAAGCUGUGAUUGCCUGCAGGGCUUCCAGCUGGUUCACUCACUGGGGGGUGGUACUGGCUCCGGCAUGGGAACCCUCAUUAUCAACAAGAUCCGAGAGGAGUACCCCGACCGUAUAAUGAAUAGCUUCAGUGUCAUGCCUUCUCCUAAAGUCUCUGAUACAGUGGUGGAGCCUUACAAUGCCACCCUGUCUAUCCACCAACUGCUGGAGAACACAGACGAGACCUUCUGCAUUGACAACGAGGCCCUCUACGACAUCUGUUUCCGUACGCUGAAACUAACCACACCGACUUACGGGGACCUCAACCACUUGGUCUCCAUGACAAUGAGCGGGGUCACGACCUCCCUGAGAUUCCCCGGACAGCUCAAUGCAGACCUGAGGAAGCUGGCUGUCAACAUGGUGCCUUUCCCUCGCCUCCACUUCUUCAUGCCAGGCUUUGCCCCCCUGACGGCCCGUGGCAGCCAACAGUAUAGAGCCCUCACGGUGCCUGAGCUCACCCAGCAAAUGUUUGAUGCCCGCAACAUGAUGACGGCGUGCGACCCAAGGCGAGGGCGCUACCUCACCGUUGCAGGCAUAUUCCGUGGCAAGAUGUCCACCAAAGAGGUAGAUGAACAAAUGCUUGCGAUCCAGCAGAAAAACAGCAGCUACUUUGUGGACUGGAUCCCCCAUAAUGUCAAGGUUGCCGUGUGUGACAUCCCACCCCGAGGACUCAAAAUGGCCUCAACCUUCAUUGGCAAUAACACAGCCAUUCAGGAGAUAUUCCGCCGUGUGGGUGAGCAGUUCUCUUUGAUGUUCAAACGGAAAGCCUUUCUUCACUGGUAUACAGGGGAAGGUAUGGAUGAGAUGGAGUUCACUGAGGCAGAGAGCAACCUCAAUGACCUGGUGUCAGAAUACCAGCAGUAUCAAGAUGCCACUGCUGAUCUAGAUGAUCUAGAAGCAGAGGAUGAAGAGGAGGAGGGACCCUCGUCACCAGUGAUGCCAAAGGUUCAAUCUCGCGUGGAAGUUAAACUGGAAACAGUGAAGGAAACAAUCAAAGAAACUGUAGAUGAGUAGAAGACAUUGGGCAUGCAAUGUGGUUAGUAGGUAUGACACCUUGUUGCAAGAUGUGUUAAAAGGUAUGUUGGGUUGUUUGUAAAAAAAAAAAAAAGGAACUCUUAUUUUGUAGUUUAAUUGAUGCCUGUGGUUGAUUUAGAUAAAAAACGUGCUGUGACAUAUUUACACAAUAGUGCUUAUCAUCUUUUAUGUAAUGUUCAAAUGAUUUGUAUGUUUUACAGAUAUUUAUUUCUUUAAAAGUAAUUAUUUGACACUCAUGGAAAUUUUUGCAUGUAUAUAUAUAUAUAUAUAUGAAACAUUUUAUCUUAUGCCAGCUCUAUAUAAUCCACAGCCAUAAAAAUGAAAUUGUGACGUUAACACUGUUUGUCCAUUUUUUUCUUCAUUUUUCUACAGUGAAUGACAUAUUGAGUGUUUUGUAUCUAAGAUGAUGAUGGUAAUUAAAAACAGUAAAAUCAAAGAAUGACGAUUUUUGAGGAGCGAUGGUUCAUUCAUUACAACACUAAAAAACAACCAAACUAUGUACCCUUUUCAUUCAGUUUCAUCAUUUGAAGUUAAACUGAACCUAACUAAACUGUCCAGUGAUGGACAGUGCUCUGACAGCUCAGUGACAGCGAUACCAUUCUUGGCUAUAACACAGUUUCCUCCCACCGUUACAAGUCUGGCACACAGAGAUUAGACAUAGCUUGGCCAGAGUGUCUGUGCUCUGAGAUAAGGAAAUGUGACGUGGAAAUGUCCCUGCAAUACUGCAACGAAGUCACCCAGUCUCAUAUAUUUACUGGGGUAAAGCAGAUAACACUGCAUGUAACCCACAUGUGAAUGUAGGUUAUGGUGAUUAAGGCAGUAUCGCACC
Messenger RNA from Xiphias gladius (swordfish), 2316 nucleotides. It is a transcript of the gene tubb1, whose product is annotated as tubulin, beta 1 class VI. The transcript is spliced from 3 exons. Gene Ontology annotation, biological process: microtubule cytoskeleton organization; mitotic cell cycle. Lineage: Eukaryota; Metazoa; Chordata; Actinopteri; Istiophoriformes; Xiphiidae. Gene Ontology annotation, molecular function: GTPase activity; structural constituent of cytoskeleton; GTP binding. Gene Ontology annotation, cellular component: cytoplasm; microtubule. Bases 177 to 1466 code for a protein of 429 amino acids. The record is from RefSeq and is a predicted model, not a curated record.